Molecule: messenger RNA, 2197 nt
Organism: Dromaius novaehollandiae (emu)
Lineage: Eukaryota; Metazoa; Chordata; Aves; Casuariiformes; Dromaiidae
Gene: FBXO5
Product: F-box protein 5
Exons: 5
Coding region: 98-1345 (415 amino acids)
Biological process (GO): negative regulation of meiotic nuclear division; regulation of mitotic nuclear division
Cellular component (GO): nucleus
Molecular function (GO): protein binding
Source: RefSeq, a predicted model, not a curated record
GGCCGCCGCGAUUUUGGAUACCAAAUUCAAAGUUUUUAAAAGUACCCGGCAAGGGCGGCCGCGCACUCACUGCCCACGGGCUGUGGCGGCUGGAGCUAUGCAGGAUAUGAACAAAAUAAUGAAAACAAACCUUGACCAUUCUUUCAAAAUGAAAUGUGAUUUUAAUUGUACCUCUCUUCACUCUGGGUUCACACCAUCAAAGUCUGCUAUGGAAAAACCAAGACUGGAAGAAUCCUGCCCCUUGAGUUAUGAGGAAGGGUUUUGUAAAGACUGUGCCAAAGAGUGUCAGAAAGUAUUCCUUAGUGAAUCAUACCAUGCGGUCCCCAGAAAUCUAGAUCUUAAAGAUGAAGGAAGGCCUGUACAUAACAAAGAAAACAAACAAGUAACCCAGAGACUUGGUGAAGGUGUCUAUGAAAUGGAGGCACUGGAAAAUAGUAAAUUUAAUGAUGACAGUGGUUACUCCUCUAUGUUAAGCAAUCAGUACAGUGAUCCAGUAGAAUAUGAGGAUAGUAUACCCUUGGCUGGAAAUCUCUGUGACACACCAAAGCACUGUCUCAUGAAGAACCAAAACCAAGUACAGUUUUCAAAGAAGACUUUGUUGCCAGUAAUCCAUUAUGAAGAAUUGAUUUGCUCAACUUUGAAAAAAAGUGGUAAAAGAAAUCUCAAGUCUUGGACUGCAGCAGACAAGAUUGUUUUUAGGGGAAAGUUUGAACUUCAUAACCUGAUUGGAAAGAAAAUGGGGUUAGACAGAAUAGACAUUCUUGCCGAACUCUUCCAAAAGAACCUGAAGCAUAUAUUAGCAAACAUCUUAAGGCACCUUGAUGAGAUGGAUUUAAUAAAUGUUGCCAAAGUCAGCAAAACAUGGAAGAAGAUUCUACAUGAAGAUAAAUGGGCUUUCCAAACAUAUAGUAAAGCUGUGAAAAACAUUUCUGAUGGCAUUAAAACAUCAGAACAUGCUGCAACAAGGGAAUAUGUUCUCUACCGAGCAGCUUUAGCUUCUGUUCAGAAAGCCACCCCACCAAAUAACUUUUAUAAAAAAGGCACCAGAUCCAAAGCAUCCAAGAAUCACAGCAGACUCAUGGAGUUUUCUGAGGCUGCCAAGACUUUGAAAAAUUCUGAAAGCCUUAAAGUCUGCCAUCACUGUGGCUCACCUGCAAAGUAUGACUCCUAUCUACACAGAGCAAUAUGCAAUCGUGAAAGCUGUGGCUUUGACUUUUGCACAAAGUGCAUGUGCAGCUACCACAGCUCCAGUGACUGCAUGAGUAGCAAACCAGUGAAACCAAACUCUAAGCUAGGGCCACUUCCCGGGACUAAGAAAAGCAAACAGAAUCUACGGCGAUUGUGAUCCGUCCUAAUACAAGUUGACAGAUAAGCCAUAAAAGUUCUUUCAGAUAUAAAAGUUACCCAAGAAGAAAACCAAACAUGAAAAUGCUUCCUGCUAUUCUAUAUUCAAAAAACCAAAAAAAAGUUAAUUGUAUAAUGCAAUAUUUGGUCUUGUUUAAAUUCCUGAGAAUUUUCACAAAUAUCCAUUUUAAAAUGUCUUACUAAUUAAUAAGUAUAAAAGAAAACUCUGGAUAUGGAUUCUAAUAACAUUUUAAAUAUAGUGUUGACAGUUUCUAUCUGCAGUGUUCUAGUCUUCAAAAACUGCCCACAGUAAUAUUCAACAAAGUAAAAAAGUCAUCUUUGGCAAGUACCCUUCCAUGUGUAACAAUUUUUGAAUAGCAGAACAGAAAAGCAUAAAUUUUGUUUUAAUUAAAUGUUUGCUCUUGGUGUUCCAAAAGUCUUUUAAAGCUUUUAUAGUGAAAAUUUAAGGUGGGUGAGGUCCAUUUUAACAUAAAAUUGUGUGGGGACUCUAGAUUUUACUAUUUUUUGAGGCUUUGCCUUAAUUUUAAAAUGUGAAAGUUUACCAUUUUAUCUGAUGAUUUGCCUUAUGUGACUCUUUUGUUGCCGUGCCUUCAUUCUUCACUCAUUCAGGGGUCAUUGUGAUCCUAUCCUUUCCAAUUUAAAAAAAAAAAAAAGAGAGAAAAGUACUGUAUCUUGGCUAUAUUGCUAAAAAAAAAAAAAAAGCCUUUGGUUUGCUAUUUUUUCCAAAUUAUAAGACAUAUUUUAACUAUUUGUAUAUAUUUGUAAAUACCACUUUAAAUAUUUUCAUGUGUUUGUGUUGUAAAUGUGAAAAUAAAUUACUGGUUUCAACAGA